Molecule: messenger RNA, 1756 nt
Organism: Sphaeroforma arctica JP610
Lineage: Eukaryota; Ichthyosporea; Ichthyophonida
Exons: 1
Coding region: 587-1741 (384 amino acids)
Biological process (GO): base-excision repair
Cellular component (GO): nucleus
Molecular function (GO): damaged DNA binding; DNA N-glycosylase activity; DNA-(apurinic or apyrimidinic site) endonuclease activity
Source: RefSeq, a predicted model, not a curated record
GAAACAGUGAAAGAUAUAUUCACUAAGUUGUUGCGUACAAAGGAGACAAUCGUGUAGGCUGUAGGCUGUAGUUCUUACAUAGGUUGGUCAAUCGCGUCCUUUUUUUAUCACUAUAUAGGCUAGUGCUUACACAAAACAUUGAUUAUGUUGACAAAUAGAAGUGUGAAUAGUUAUAAUAGAGAAGUUUUAUUUACUUUAAACCGCAUACAAGCCGGUAUAAAAAUAGAAAUACCCGGCAGCAAUCGGUAUUUUUUUCGAAGCAUUGCGUUCAGUAGUUCACAUCCCAUCAUUUCGCCACUAGUCCCCACACGAUCAAGAAUUGAAUUGGAACGAGCUCGGAUAGACACAUACCUAUACGAUCGUUUUACUGCUGCCUGUGGGCUGCUGACUUUAACAACCAGUUGAAAAUAAGUGUACGGCUGAUUUCGGCUGGCAUAGCCUCAGAUACUACUAUAUGUGCCAUCCUACAUCGCAUUGACAUAUUACACCCUAUAAUACAAUAACACAUACACACUCUAAAUCACAUUAGCAUAUAACACACUUGAAUCACGCCAAUCUAUAACGCGCCCUAGUAGAUAAAAUUAAAAUGGUGGAAGGUCCUGGGGCAACCCGAAAUGGUACAAAAGCACGGGCAUUAGUGGGGUGGAUAGAAAAGGAAUAUGGCACACUUGUAGAGGCGUUCUCGGUGGGAAAGGAAGUAUAUCUCGUAUUUUCUCCACCUUCGGACCCAAUAAAAGGCCCUCCGGUUCCAGGAAAGGCUCUGCGGUUGCACUUUGGAAUGAGUGGGACUAUGUUGAUCGGCAAGAAGCGGAAUGAAGGGGUGCCAAAGUGGAAGGGAGCCCCGACCAUUGUUCUUGAGUUUUCUAGCGUGAAUUGUUUCAAUAGCAAGAGCAUACAAUACAUGGAGUGCUUUCAAGCAACAUUCAGCAAAGUCACGCCAUAUGUGGCUCGUUCAAAGUAUGAGCACUUUCGCGCAUUGGAUGUAUGUUCACCGCACUUCGACAGUGCGUGUGUGUAUGACGCAUUGCACAAGAGACCUGCAAGUAUUCUUGCGGAUGCCAUUCUCGAUCAGCUCUUAUUCCCCGGUGUAGGAAAUAUAAUUAAAAUCGAAGCUCUACAUGAAGCCAGACUCAACCCCAAACGGCUUGUCAUGACGUGUACGAAGGAAGAACUGAUGUGUUUGAUACAGCAUUGUCGAGACUAUGCCUUGCUGUGGUUGAAACGUGGCCGUGCGCCUUAUAAAAAUGUGUACAACCAGACCAUGUGUGUAACUUGUAAGCUACACACUGUGCAGAUCCAGAAGAUGGGCAGUGACCUGAGUCGGACCACCUUUUGGUGCACAAAUUGCCAACCUAUAUCUGGUGACAAGCAAAGUGCUACCAUAGCAGAGACACAAGCCCCAGAACCAUCGACCCAAGGAACCCCCCAAAAUUCGCCAUUGCCCACGCAACAGUCACAGUGCUCUCAACAUGGCACGAGCAAACUCAAGCUCAAGCGUGUGCGUAAACCCAACGCCAACCAAGGACGACUAUUUCUCACUUGCCAAGUGAAGUGCAAGCUCUUCGCGUGGGCGGAUGAGCAUCUGCACCGCUGUUGUAAGAGUCCGUGUACGCUCAAGAUGAGCAAGACUAGCAAGACCGGUGGCCAGUGGUUCCUGUGCUGCAAGGGCUGUCAGUAUUUUGCCUGGGCGAAGGAGGUAGACUUGCAACCAUUUGGACCGCGGUUAACCCCAUUACUAUGAGAAAUAAACGUUUAU